This is a messenger RNA of Ciona intestinalis (vase tunicate), 2284 nucleotides long. RefSeq names its product splicing factor U2AF 50 kDa subunit. Gene Ontology annotation, biological process: mRNA processing. Gene Ontology annotation, cellular component: nucleus. The record is from RefSeq and is a predicted model, not a curated record. NCBI's taxonomy places the organism in Eukaryota, Metazoa, Chordata, Ascidiacea, Phlebobranchia, Cionidae. Gene Ontology annotation, molecular function: RNA binding.
AAAAUCGUGGUUGGUUGUUUUAUGUUAGUUAAUUAGUGAAAUUGUGCAGUAAAGAUGUUUUUACUGGUAUUUUUUACCAAAAGAGUCUUAGUUUUAUCUAAUUUAGUCUUAAUUAAGUUAAUCAAGUUAAGGCACAAAGGAGCUGUUUAAUGUGUUAGCAUUAAUUUGUUAAAAUAAACUGUAAACCGUAUUUGCGGAUCUUUUUUAACGAUUAUAAUAUUACAGAAGUCACCUACGAUCAUUCUUCUUGCUCAUUAUUACGUUUUUUUUGUGUGUCAGUAAUAAUACGACCUGCAUCUAAACUUCCACCUAUGUUAAUAUUUCACAGGCUAACCACUUAUACGACCAUUAAACAAUAAUUUUUAUCAUUAAAAGUCAAAACACAUUUUACUGACUGAAAAAGUUUGCAACAAAUCUUUCAAAGUAAUUGGCUUUAACUCAAUAUCUGGUUAAACAUGGCUGAAUUGGGCGUGAAUAAUUACCAAGACCCGAGUUUUACUAAGCAGGACCCCGGGUACAACAAUGGUGACGGUCAAUAUGGUCCCACUGAACCAGAGCCGCGGUCCCGAGAUGAUAAACGUGAUCGUGACCGAGAUCGCGGAAGUUCGGGUAGACACCGAGAUCGUAAACGGAGCCGUGACCGCGAUCGUAAGAAGAGGAGCAGAAGUCGGAGCAGAGGAAGAAGGCACCGGUCAAAAAGCAGAGAGCGUAAACGAAGAUCAAGAAGUCGAGAACGCCCCGAGAAGAAACCAAAAAAAGCUUACAAAUAUUGGGACGUGCCACCAGUUGGUUACGAACAUGUCACACCACUACAAUACAAAGCAAUGCAGGCAGCGGGUCAAAUUCCAUUGAUGGCAACUUCUCAAACUAUGGGGAGCAUUACAGCAGAAGCAACGCUCCAGGUUCCUGUGGCUGGAAGUCAAAUGACACGACAAGCACGUCGUCUUUACGUUGGCAACAUCCCCUUCGGUGUCACUGAAGACGCUAUGAUGGAUUUCUUCAACAACCAGAUGCAGAUCGCCGGUCUUGCACAAGCACCCGGUCAACCAAUUCUCGCAGUGCAGAUUAAUCUGGAUAAAAAUUUCGCUUUUCUCGAGUUCAGGUCAGUUGACGAGACUACACAGGCCUUGGCGUUCGAUGGAAUCAACUUCAUGAACCAAUCACUGAAGAUCCGUCGCCCAAGUGAUUACAAACCACUGCCAGGAUCCUUGGAGCAACCUGCUAUUCAUCUACCUGGUGUGAUAUCUACUGUAGUCCAAGAUUCUCAGCACAAGAUGUUUAUUGGAGGUUUGCCGAAUUAUCUUAACGACGAUCAAGUGAAGGAGCUGUUGACAUCCUUUGGGCCGCUACGUGCAUUUAACUUGGUCAAGGACAGUGCUACUGCUCUAUCUAAAGGGUAUGCUUUCGCCGAGUUUGCAGAUUAUUCCUUGACUGACCAAGCUAUUGCCGGCCUUAAUGGAAUGCAACUUGGGGACAAGAAAUUGAUUGUGCAACGUGCAAGCAUCGGUGCAAAGAAUAAUCCACAUGGAGCAAUUAUGGCACCAGUUACACUACAGAUUCCCGGCAUGGCUCACGCGACAGGUGCAGGCCCCGCAACAACCGUGUUGUGUUUGAUGAACAUGGUUCUUCCGGAGGAGUUGACAGAUGACGAGGAAUAUGAGGAGAUCAUGGAAGAUGUAAAAGAUGAGUGCGGAAAACUUGGAUCUGUUGUCAGUCUUGAGAUUCCGCGCCCCGGGCCUGGAUUAACAGAAGCUGACGGCGUUGGUAAAAUUUAUGUUGAGUUUGCAAACCAUCUCGACACGCAGAAGGCAGCACAAGCUCUUUCUGGUAGAAAGUUCUCCAACAGAGUUGUGGUGACUUCGUUCUUCGAUCCAGAGCGUUAUCACCACCGUCAGUUUAGUUAGAGACGAAAGUAAACAAUACUGGAGCAAUUUUCUGUUGAAUGGACCUAAUUUCGGUUGUACAGCCAACUUAUCCAUUGACGAUUUUUAUUUCAGUUGUCGGAAACUGCCAUUUUGAAAAACUUAUUAGAAUGUCAAAAAAAAAUCGUGAAUUGCAACUUUUGGUUAAAUAGGCCUAAAUUUUUUAAUGGUUUUGUAAGUAAUUCAAAUUGGGCUGUGAAGUUGCAACGCGAUAUAACAUUAAUGUCUGUGUUUCUUGAAAUUAGUUUUUAAGCACGAGAUGAUUUUAUGCUGUAGUGGAGAAUAUCAGUAAUUCAACUUUCACUCUUGUAAUAAAUUUGGUCCCUUUGUUAUUUCAAGGUAAAUAAAAACAAACGAAACAA